This is a messenger RNA of Papaver somniferum (opium poppy), 1247 nucleotides long. RefSeq lists its product as uncharacterized. Lineage: Eukaryota; Viridiplantae; Streptophyta; Magnoliopsida; Ranunculales; Papaveraceae. The transcript has a single exon. The record is from RefSeq and is a predicted model, not a curated record. Bases 355 to 813 code for a protein of 152 amino acids.
UAGUCUUAGCUAGCCGAGUGAAAUUAAGGAUAGCGGGGUCCGCACUCCACGCUCCUUUACAAAAUGAUGUCAUCUCACGACUUCAUCAACAUUUCUACAUUUCAUUAGUUUACUCUGCAAGACACUUGUAAGCUACCCCAAAGACAAAACCCAUUUUCAGACACCUUCUGCUCUACAUAAGACCAUCCUUCGACACCACUUUUAUCCAAACCAACAAUUUUUUCGAUUCCAUCAAUCAAAUUUUACAAGUAUUCUGUUGAUCGGUUCUUGUUUCAAAGUAUUCUGAUUCUCCUUAUCAGCUCAAUUCUCUCUUAAAAUUUUCUUAUAAAUUUCAUUUUCAUAAAAUUAUCAGAUAUGGAAGAAGACUUUAUAGAAUCAGAGGUUCUUUGGCCUGAUGAUACUCAAACGGAAAAUGAAAACGAAAACGAAAAUAAAGUUAAAGCGGUGAAAAAGAAAAAUAAAGUGUCUCCACUUCCUUCUUCUUCUGAUGAUUAUUAUUGGCGAUUAGAGAAAAUUCCCAUGAAGAAAAACAAGACAACUACUGCUUCUAUGCCUUUGGAUAUUAUUCCGGUCAAGGUUACCGGUGAUUCAAGAAUCCAGGAUGAUAUUUACAAGACCAAGGAUGAUGACGACGGGAAAAGAGGAGAAGAAAUGAUGCCACCACAUCUAAUGAUGAUUCGUAAAAGGAAUUACCUAAAUAAUCAAAUGGCAUUUUCUGUUUCUUCUGGGAAUGGAAGAACACUUAAAGGAAGAGAUUUAUGUCGAGUCAGGAAUUCUGUUCUUCGGAUGACUGGAUUUCUUGAAACUUGCUGAUUUCAUCAGUUCUCCGUCAAUCGGAUAUAUCGUAUCAUAUCGAUGUCGUUGUUCUUUUUUAUCGAAUCACCGUCGUCGUCACCAGAUUAAUUUCAUUUCUUUUUUAACUAGAAAAAAAAUAUAGAAAUUAUUUAUAUAGAAAAAGCUUCUUUUUUUUCUAAUUAAUCAGCAUUUGAUUAAUUAAUCUGUAUACCAUAUUAUAUAUUAUCUCUUUGGUUUUUUUUUAGGGGGAGGUAUUAUGUAGCUGCUUAGCUACUUUUACAGUCCUCUGUUCAACUCUUAGAGAGACGGGUUGGAAGAACGAGAGUGAGAAAAAGUCCUUUCGUUCUUCGUUUUUCUUUUAUUGUUAAAAUUAAAUUUAGGUUUACCAUUACAAUUACAACUAUUAUCACUUUUACUAUUAAAUUAAGAUAUUGUAUUGAAAUAUCAAGAAA